Molecule: messenger RNA, 1218 nt
Organism: Balaenoptera ricei (Rice's whale)
Lineage: Eukaryota; Metazoa; Chordata; Mammalia; Artiodactyla; Balaenopteridae
Product: V-type proton ATPase subunit S1-like protein
Cellular component (GO): proton-transporting V-type ATPase complex
Source: RefSeq, a predicted model, not a curated record
UGAAUUAACAGAUGUGCCUGGUUUGAAAAAACGGAUUCAUUUCUUGAUGGGAAGAAAAAUCUUCUUUUGUUUUUCACUUAUUUUUUUAUGUAUGGGAUUUUCACUGACCUUGGACCAGUUACUUGCCAGGGAGAAUGUAAGUUUCAGCUCUCCAACAUCUUCAAAUAAAGAAGUGGUUAUGAACAAUGAUCAACAGAAUAAUGGAGGUAUGAAACCAGUGCAGGAUUUGACAACAAUACCAAUCACACAGGCUCUCAACUACAAUCUGAGCAGACAAGAUUUAGAAAAAGAACCUUGGAAUACAUUCAGCCAUCAUAGCCCGGUUAAUGUCUCCGUGGAUGGAAUUCCCUGCAUUCUCUUUUGGGCCAAAAGAAUAACAAUUAAAUUUAAGAAUCAGACCUGGCUGGACCUUACAGAUGAAGCCAUUGGCCAGAAGGCAAUAGUGGGCGCUGGCAACUCAAAUUACAGUGAAGGAAGUGCCAUAUUGUCUCUGAAGUUUGGUGACGCUGAAAAUCCCAGAGGUAUUGAUAUAAGAUUCACCCUUACCAGUUACAACAAGUUGUCCAUCCAAAGCUGGUUUAGUUUGCACCGAGUUGAGGUUAUUUUCAAUAAUUCAAUUCCAGCAACUUUUAAUGCAACUGGCAUAUUUGCUCUGUCAAGUUACUCCUACCACUGCCAACACGUCAGCAGCCUGCAGCGGUAUGAUGCCUUUUUGUUGCCCAGCGACACCAAUGAUAUGUCAAGCCUGUGGGAGGUCACUUUUGUUGAUUUCCAGAUCCAAGGCUUUACCAUUAAGGGGGGGGGGCAGUUUGCCAAGGCCCGAGACUGCACCUCUUCCUUCUCACCAGCCAUUCCAGUCAGCCUGGCAACGUCCCUGACCCUGCUGCUGGUGUUGGCCUGUGCCCUGCACGUGCUCAUCUACCUGCGCUCUCUGGAUCGGCACUAUGAUUUCAUCGCCUCUCCGGCUCACUUCUGCCGGUUGAAAGCUUGAGAUGCAUCAGAAGAGAAGGAGCUGCUGAGGAGCCAGGGUGUCGAAUGCUAUGAACUGAGAAGCCAGCAGACCUGCAACAUUUAUGUUUAACAGCACAGGUCCCUCUUCCUCAGGAGGUCCACGAUAGGCUCUGAAAGGAGGUGUUCCUGUUCUGUGCUGUUUGACUUGUGAUACAAGAUUUUCACCAAAAGUCUUGAUUUUCUUUUUUUAAAGGAAAUACACGCAAA